Messenger RNA from Sparassis crispa, 2427 nucleotides. RefSeq lists its product as hypothetical. The transcript is spliced from 10 exons. The record is from RefSeq and is a predicted model, not a curated record. The coding region runs from base 1 to 2427 and encodes 808 amino acids. NCBI's taxonomy places the organism in Eukaryota, Fungi, Basidiomycota, Agaricomycetes, Polyporales, Sparassidaceae.
AUGCCCCUACCCUCAAAAUCGAAAAGAGAAGAUAAAAGAUAUGAAUAUCAGAAGCAGAAAGUUCCCUGUUGGUGUGAAGGAUGCAAAGGCAAACACGUACCUCAAUACACACAGCAUGAUCACCAAACCAGGCCUCGAUACAACUCGGAGAAGCAGUCAGACGAUGAGCGUGGGUCCGUCAAGCUAGGAGCCACCGGGAUACUCAAGAAACUUGCGAAAAAACUUAAGUUGAGUCCGAAGAAGAAUAGCACAGGCCUGUCUACAGCAUCACCUCCUUCGCCCUCACAGACACCUCAGCCCGAUUCAAGACCUUACAGUGUUGGGGAGGCAGAGGGCGUGCAAUCGCACUAUCAGUGCUCACUUCCAUCGCCUAUGCCAGUGGAUUUCUCCAACGAUCCCUCGUAUGCCCCCAAACUGUGCCAGAGUGAUAGCGCUAACAUAUUGCUCGCCGUUGAACCCGAAGAUAGUAUUUUGGAGCACAGCGGAGAAGUUCUGCCGUAUCAUGGUGAACCUGCGCUCGACUUGCAAGUGUCGCACAGUGCUCCGGUUGCAGAUGACACCUCGUCUGGCAGUGCCCGUGCUUCACAAGAAUCUGUUCUCAGCUACGCUACCCAUUGUACCGCUAUAUCACCUGCACCCGAUCUGGGUGUGCAGUUUGAUGUCGACGUGAAUGAUCCUGAUGCACACAACCUGUUAGGUCCAAAUCUGGCCUUGGAUGCGAACGUACAGCCUGCUAUGGAACCUUGCCUUGAGAUGCAAGUCCAUCAAAAUGCCGAUAGGAUUCAUGAAGAUGUACAAGACAUGCCACACAAUGUACGCUAUGUCCCCCACGAGGUGCAUGAGGUGCCCCGCGACAUGCCACCCAACUCGAUCGAUAUAUUCACUGAUGCUGCAGAACACUGGUUCUGGCGUGUCUUGCUUUUGCUAUGUUCGUGGCUGCACCUCCACUAUCAUGUUCCCUACUGCACUUGUGCAUUGAUUUUGCAGGUUAUGCAGCUCAUUUUCGUAGCAGUUGGUCUCCUAUCGACUCAGGCUGAUGCACCUACGACACUACUGACGGCUAUCAAGAGACUGCACCUUGGUGACAACUUCGAGAUAAAGGCAAUGUGCCCCUCAUGUCGUCGCAUCUUUCCAAGCAGCCCAUCGCUGACACUACGGUGCUCCUCGUGCAACAUCCCCCUCUUCAAAAGAGUUGCUGUUCGUGCGCGGCUUGUUCUUCCAUUGGAGGCCUUUCAAGCAGAUGAUGCUGCAGACACCCAAGCUCAAGUACCUCUUCUGCAGACACCAUUCUCGCUCCUAUCGGAGCAACUACCAGCAUAUGUCAAUCGGCUUGAAGGGUCGCUUGACCCAUGGCGUGUCCAUCCUCAAACACCUCCAGGUCAACUAUGGAGCAUGCAGGAUGGAAAGUUAUGGCAAACCCUGCUGGGUCCUGAUGGCCAGAUGUUCUUCUACAAUGGUCAAGAUCGCACUAAUCCCGAUGAAUUGCGCAUCGGUAUUACCCUCCACUUUGAUGGAUUUGGCUACCAGCGCAGCCAGUUCUCUGGGAAGCAUAGCACAGGUGUGCUCUCAAACUGCUUUGCUAACCUUGAAGUUCAAGACAAAUAUCAAUCUAGAAAUCUAGUUCUAUGCGGUAUCACACCAGGCCCGAAGGAACUCAGCGCCGAUGAGCUGCAGCAUUUCAUGAAGGCAUAUGUAGAUGAUUUAUUGAAGCUGUACGAUGACAGGACUGUCAUCAAGAUGAAGCUGCAACCCGAAGGCCGGCGUGUGCAUGUCCUUCUAUUAGCAGUUUGCUGUGAUCAUCCGGCGCUGUGUCGAAUUGUGGGCUUCGGUGAUCACAAUACAAAGGAAGGAUUCUGCUCAAGGUGCAAAAUCAAACAUGCAGAUCUUGAAACGGAAGCAGGGAUGACAAUCGGUGCAUUCCCAGCAAGAGAUGGUGAAGAACAUCGGCAACACGCUCAGGAAUAUCUGCAAGAAAUGGACCCUCAAAGGCGGGCAGAAUUCUUUAUGCAGCAUGCCACACGAUACUAUGAACUCUCUCAUCUGCCGUACUUUGAUGCGGUGCGUAUGACAGUUGUCGACCCUAUGCACAACAUCCUUCUAGGCGUUGUCAAGACACAGUGGCUUGAUGCAUGGAUCAACACGAAGGCCCUCCGAGAGCGAACGGCAGUGAACAAGGUAUGCCGUGAACUUGAUCAAGUGCAUGAAUACCUCAAGAUUUUCGAGAUGCCACAGUGGGUAGCACGUCUGCCGAACAAUGUUGGAUAUGCAGCAGGAGGAUCUCUUACAGCGGAUGAAUGGAAAGGUAUGGCGUUGAAUUACUGCCCAAUAAUUGUUCCUCUCAUAUGGGACAAAUGGCAGCCCUCCGCUGAAGCAACAUAUGAGAAGCGCAUGAAAAAGUGGAAAGCUGAUAACAUCACCCAUCUAUGA